GACGAGGGUUAGGGUUACAUUCACCGGGCGGACACUGUCUCUCCCAUCUCACCUUUUUGUUUUGCUCUCUUGUUUUUGAUCCGUUGCUUAGUUAUGCAGUGAAGCUUUUAGCUGAUAGGCCAUUAUUACGGACACAGAAGCUAACCCUGAAAACUAGGAUUCCUCUAACGGAACCAUGUAUAGAUGAAUGGUCCCACGCAUUCUAAGCCGCUUCUCAAGUGGGACCCAGUUCAUAUAUGUGUGUCUAUAUAUUCAUAGACAUAGCGUUUUCGCCGCACUGCUCGUUUGCACUCAUUUUUGUUUCGCUUUCUCUUCUCUGCUUCAACAAUGGCGAAAAUCAAGAUCGGAAUCAACGGAUUUGGAAGAAUUGGUCGAUUGGUGGCGAGGGUUGCUCUGCAGAGCGACGAUGUGGAGCUUGUCGCCGUCAAUGAUCCGUUCAUCACCACCGAGUACAUGACAUAUAUGUUCAAAUACGACAGUGUUCAUGGUCACUGGAAGCACCAUGAAGUGAAGGUGAAAGAUUCCAAGACCCUUCUGUUUGGCGAAAAGCCUGUUACUGUCUUUGGUUCCAGGAAUCCCGAGGAGAUUCCAUGGGGUGAGGCUGGAGCUGAGUUCGUCGUGGAAUCCACGGGAGUUUUCACCGAUAAGGACAAAGCUGCCGCUCACAUUAAGGGGGGAGCGAAGAAGGUGAUAAUAUCGGCACCGAGCAAAGACGCUCCAAUGUUUGUGGUGGGUGUGAACGAGAAAGAAUACACCAGCGACCUCAAUAUCGUCUCCAACGCAAGCUGCACCACCAACUGUCUUGCUCCUUUGGCUAAGGUGAUCAACGACAAGUUUGGGAUCGUGGAGGGUCUCAUGACCACCGUUCACUCCAUGACCGCGACGCAGAAGACGGUGGAUGGGCCGUCGAUGAAGGACUGGAGAGGGGGAAGGGCUGCGAGCUUUAACAUAAUACCGAGCAGCACUGGAGCGGCCAAGGCCGUAGGGAAGGUUCUUCCCGAACUCAACGGGAAGCUGACCGGAAUGGCAUUCCGUGUUCCGACAGUGGAUGUCUCCGUCGUCGAUCUCACCGUUAGGCUCUCCAAGAAUGCCUCCUACGACUCCAUCAAAUCCGCCCUCAAAGAGGCAUCUGAAGGGAGUAUGAAGGGAAUUCUUGGCUACACGGAGGACGACGUCGUAUCCUCCGACUUUGUCGGCGAUAGCAGGUCGAGCAUAUUCGACGCGAAGGCGGGAAUAGCGCUGAACGACAACUUCGUGAAAAUAGUGUCGUGGUACGACAACGAGUGGGGCUACAGCAACCGUGUCGUCGACUUGGUCCGCCACAUCGCCUCCCUCAACUGAUGACCUCCCUCACCCUCUCCAAAUAUCAAGCCAUUGUUAUCAUUAUUCUCUGACCCAAAUAAACAAUGCGUAAUAGCAUCAUGCUUUCCUUAGCCUACACGAAUAAUCUUAUCACAUUUUUACUCUUCGGCUUUAUUACAUUACAUUUGCUUUCUCAAAACCUAUCUACAGCUUUUUUUUUA
Messenger RNA from Tarenaya hassleriana, 1523 nucleotides. Its product is annotated as glyceraldehyde-3-phosphate dehydrogenase 1, cytosolic. Gene Ontology annotation, molecular function: NAD binding; NADP binding; oxidoreductase activity, acting on the aldehyde or oxo group of donors, NAD or NADP as acceptor. The record is from RefSeq and is a predicted model, not a curated record. The transcript is spliced from 9 exons. The coding region runs from base 328 to 1341 and encodes 337 amino acids. Gene Ontology annotation, biological process: glucose metabolic process. Lineage: Eukaryota; Viridiplantae; Streptophyta; Magnoliopsida; Brassicales; Cleomaceae.